GAGAAGAGUCCCAUAAUGAACUACUUCUCUUCUCUAGGCAACAAAGUAAGUGUAACGCACCUUUGUAAACACUACUUCCCCAAAAAGUCAUCCAACUCACUCAUGAAAACCAAAACCUCCAUGUUUCACUACGUCAUCUCUCAUGCCAAACCAUUUUGGCUUCAUCUAUUUUAUUUCCUCGUCGUUUCAUUGGUUGGUUACAUGGUUUUGAAGGUCAAUAAUAACCUUAAUAAUCUUGAUUUGUUUUUCACAUCGGUUUCAGCAACAACAGCUUCAAGUAUGUCUACACUUGAAAUGGAAGUAUUCUCUAACGAUCAACUCAUUGUCAUGACUAUUCUAAUGCUCCUUGGAGGUGAAGUUUUCACCUCCAUGCUCGGUCUCCAACUUCGAAGGUGCAACUUUUCUUCUUUCCAAACCCCCAAGGUAGAUAAUUCACACGUAAUAAUAGACAAUAAUUCUAUAGAAUUAGGUACAAUCAACCAACUUUCUAUUAGCACCAGUGAUGAUAGUGAGAGUUAUUCAAAGUAUUAUAACAAUUCUAUCAAAGUUUUAGGGUAUGUUGUCCUAGGAUACCUCUUAGUCGUACAUGCAAUAGGAUCAACUUUAGUUACCAUUUACAUGACCCUAACUCCUAGUGCUAACAAUGUUCUUAAGAGUAAAGGACUUGUACUAAAUACUUUCUCCUUCUUCGUCAUUGUUUCGACUUUUUCUAGUUGUGGUUUUAUCCCUACAAAUGAGAACAUGAUCAUCUUCAGGGGAAAUCCCGGCCUCCUUUUGAUUGUCCUCCCUUUCGUCUUCUUAGGAAACACAUUGUAUCCCUCAUUAUUAAGACUUGUGAUAUGGGUUUUAGAGAGGUUUAUUAAGAAAAAAGAGUUUAAUUAUAUGUUGAACAAUUAUAAAGAGAUGGGUUAUGAUCACUUAUUGUCUAGUAAAGAGUGUUGGUAUCUUACUGGCACUACUAUCGCGUUUUUGGUAUUACAAGUUGUGGUUUUUUGUGCAAUGGAAUGGAGCUCCGGUGUUAUGGAGGGGAUGAACUCGUACCAGAAGUUUGUAGGAUCCGUAUUUCAAACCGCAAAUACAAGGCAUAGUGGGGAAUCCAUUGUUGAUCUCUCUCUAGUUUCUCCUGCUAUCUUGGUUCUAUUCAUCAUCAUGAUGUAUCUUCCAGCAUACACUUCCUUUCUCCCAAUCAGCGACGAGCAAGAAGAAACACCAGAAAAAAGUAUAAAAAUGAAAAAGAAGAAGAAAGUGGUAGAGAAUAUGGUAUUAUCCCAAUUAUCUUACUUGGUCAUAUUUGUGAUUAUUAUAUGCAUCACUGAGCGGAAAAGUCUCAAGGACGACCCUCUCAACUUCAACGUCCUAAACAUCGUCUUCGAAGUCAUAAGUGCGUAUGGAAAUGUUGGGUUGUCAACGGGCUAUAAUUGUAAACGACGUUUAAACAGUGAUAAAAAUUGCUCGGAUAAAUUGUAUGGAUUUUCAGGGCGAUGGAGUAAUGCUGGAAAAUGUGUUCUUAUUUUAGUUAUGUUUUUUGGAAGACUCAAGAAGUUCAACAUGCAUGGUGGAAAAUCUUGGAAAAUGCUUUGAUUUUAUAAUAAUCUGUACUUUUUUUGAAGGAAAGUUUGAUUUUCUAUUACUAUGGUACGGAAUAGUUAACUUGUAGAUUGUAGAUCUAUAUUCCAUAGCCAUGAAGAACCACAAUGUACAUAUUUUCGUGAAUAUCACCUUGUUAUAUUAAGUGCUAAGUAUUUCGUAAAGUAUGUAUGAUAGAUUGAUAGAUCAAUGACCGAACUCUUCUUAUAAA
Messenger RNA from Spinacia oleracea (spinach), 1798 nucleotides. Its product is annotated as cation transporter HKT1;3. Lineage: Eukaryota; Viridiplantae; Streptophyta; Magnoliopsida; Caryophyllales; Amaranthaceae. Gene Ontology annotation, biological process: monoatomic cation transport; transmembrane transport. The record is from RefSeq and is a predicted model, not a curated record. Gene Ontology annotation, molecular function: sodium ion transmembrane transporter activity. Gene Ontology annotation, cellular component: plasma membrane.